This is a messenger RNA of Carya illinoinensis, 2202 nucleotides long. Its product is annotated as protein FAR1-RELATED SEQUENCE 5-like. The coding region runs from base 1 to 2202 and encodes 733 amino acids. NCBI's taxonomy places the organism in Eukaryota, Viridiplantae, Streptophyta, Magnoliopsida, Fagales, Juglandaceae. Gene Ontology annotation, molecular function: zinc ion binding. The transcript has 4 exons. The record is from RefSeq and is a predicted model, not a curated record.
AUGGAGAAAGGAAAUGAGCAUGCGUCUCCUAUAACACCGAUGACCACAGAUGCUUCCUCAAAUCCACCCACCCAGGUGAUACCAAUUUUGCCCUUUGUAAUGGAUUUCUCAAACUAUAUGCAUGGGCACCAUCCACCAUUGGGGUAUUCGUGGUUACCACCACCCUUUCUGGAUCGUCCUGAUACCAACCCAUAUACAUGGACUAGUCAGGGAAACCCACGACCUCCAACAUAUUCAUCACUUAGCCCUCCGAUUGAUUUACACUCCGCAAGUUCAAGUAAUGUUGAUGAAAGUGAAGAUGCCAUGCCUGCCUCUACGCCCCAUGGUAUUGAUACUGUGCAUAUCGAGUUAGGCGAUACUGUUCAUACCGAGGGGGUCGAUACUGUGCAUAUCGAGGGGGUCGAUAUUGUUCAUACCAAGGGGGUUGAUACUGUGCAUACCGACGGGAAUGAUAUCGUUGAGGAGCCGAAAUUGGAUAUGGUGUUUAAUUCUGAGGAGGAGUUACUUGGUUAUUAUAAAAGAUAUGGGCAACAGUGCUGUUUCGGGGUAAUGACACAAAAGAGUCACAGACUUGAGGAUGGGAGCCUUAGAUAUGUGACAUUGGGUUGUGCCCGUGGUGGGAAGGCUCGGAAUCAUACGUCAAAUGUCAUUAGGCCACGUCCGACUUCAAAGACUGACUGUAAGGUUAGGAUAAAUGCUACGUUAGAAAAAAGGGUGUUGAAGGUGUCGAGUGUGUACAAUCACCAUAAUCACGGCUUAAGUCCCCAAAAGUCGAGAUUCUUUUGCUGCAAUAGAGAAGUGAGUGAAUCUGUUAAAAGAGUGUUAGAUAUAAAUGAUCAAGCUGGGAUUAGAAUGAACAAGAGUUUCGGCUCUCUUGUUCAAGAAGCAGGUGGGUUUGAAAACUUACCAUUCAAUGAAAAAGAUUGUCGGAAUUAUAUAGACAAGGCACGGCAUCUUCGACUUGGGAAAGGAGGUGCUGGAGCCCUCUGUGAGUAUUUUGCCAGGAUGCAAUAUAAGAAUGAUGGAUUCUUUUCAUUAAUGGAUAUGGACGAUGAUGGACGAUUGAAGAAUGUAUUUUGGGCGGAUGCACGAAGUAGGGCAGCCUACAAAUAUUUUGGUGAUGUCGUCACGUUCGACACGACGUAUUUGACAAACAGAUAUGGGAUGCCGUUUGCACUGUUUACUUGGUUGAACUGUAUGGAUGGUGAAGCUCCAAAGGCUAUUAUCACGGAUCAGGACAGAGCCAUGAAAAAUGCAAUUGCGCUGGUCUUUCCAAAUUGCCGACACUGGUUCUGCUUAUGGCACAUAUUGAAAAAAUUAUCUGAGAAGCUAGGUGCACAUGGUGCAUACAAAACAGGGUUGAAAUCUAAGUUGCUCAACUGUGUGUAUGACUCUCAAACAAUACAGGACUUUGAGAGUUCUUGGGAUGUGUUAAUUUCCAAGUACAACUUGCAAGAGAAUAUUUGGUUGAAGAGCUUAUAUGCUGAGCGUAUGUGUUGGGCUCCAGUAUUCAUGAAAGAUGUUUUCUGGGCGGGAAUGAGUACAACCCAACGAAGCAAAAGCAUGAAUGCUUUUUUUGAUGGAUAUGUUCAUGCCAAAACAAACUUAAAAGAGUUUGUUGAUCAGUUCGAUAAUGCGCUGAGGAAGAAGAUUGAGAAUGAAAAUGCGUCGGACUUCCAAUUAUUCAACGUCACUAUUCCUGUUGUCUCUCCCUCUUCACUUGAGAAGAUAUUUCAGAAUAUCUACACUUGCAACAAAUUUAGAGAAGUUAAAAAAGAAAUCAUAGGGAUGCUUGCAACUCUUUUCACUUUACACCGAAAGGAUGGGGUAAUUGCAACAUACCUUGUAAAAGAUGAAGUGGAUGUUGAUGGUUUCAUCAAGGAGGUGACCCACAAGGUAUACUUUAAUGAGGCGGAGUGCGAGGUGAAGUGUUCAUGUGCCUUGUUCGAGAUGAGAGGCAUAUUGUGUAGACAUAUAUUAGCCAUUAUGAGAGUUAACAAAGUCCGUUCAGUGCCAGAAAAGUAUAUACUAGAUCGAUGGCGGAAAGAUAUUAAAAGGACAUACACUCUUAUACGAAGUAGUUAUGACAUGGUUGAUCAGAGGCCUGAAGUUAAAAGGUGUUCCCGUAUCAUCAAGAAAUGCUACGAAGUAGCCACAAAUGCUGCUUCAUGUGAUGAGCAUACUGAGGACAUGGUAGUUUAG